Lindgomyces ingoldianus is the source of this 1176-nucleotide messenger RNA. RefSeq lists its product as uncharacterized. Lineage: Eukaryota; Fungi; Ascomycota; Dothideomycetes; Pleosporales; Lindgomycetaceae. The record is from RefSeq and is a predicted model, not a curated record. Bases 1 to 1176 code for a protein of 391 amino acids. The transcript has 11 exons.
AUGCCGUUUACGGUUGCUUCCUGUCAUCAGAAGAGAGUAGAAAUGGCAAGCUCGACAUCUGGAGCGGUUUAUAUACAUGAUUCAUUGAUGCUACAGUCAGUCCUAGGUCUGCUUGGAAAUGCUGCGUCAGGCUUUAAGAAGGUCGCUAGCGAUUUACUGAUCAGAAGCGAGGGCGGAACGCUCCCGUCUCAAUGUCCAAGUUCGCCUGUCGAUCGGAGCACUCCCACAAAUCCUUAUCGAUUGCUCACGUUUUAUUCAAUCAACGCUGCGAAAAGAUCGCAUCCUAAGGUUUUAAAUUAUAGAGCGAAGCAGAUAUCAUCAUGGCCAUUUAUCUCCCAUAUUGGCAAUGUAGAUCACGAGCAAUCUUUGGAAGCAAUUUCUCUUAAAAGCGUUAGACACGAUGGAGCUGUCUUGGUGAUUGGAUUACAAGCGGGUUGCAUCUAUUUCGAAAACAAUAUCUACUACCCCGACUACGAAAUAACUGCAGUUGGCUGUCUGGAACAAUUCCAGUUCCGCACUGAAACGAAUGCGCUCAUUGUGGAGAAUGGGUUUCAGCGGAGCGAGGACCUUGAAUCCGCACCCGAAAAUUUUAUCUGGACAUUAUCAGAUCACUUCUCUUCUCCAUAUACCGUGGAGCGGAGGUUCAGCAAUUUAUUGAUCCAAAGGAACAAUGGAUUCAGGAGUGUGGCCGCGAGCGAGUAUUCACAUCGACUUUGUGACAGCAUUCUCUUCCGUGAUGGAAACUACCCAAAUAUCUACUUUGUUUGGCUGACGACAUGUCUCAUUUGCUAUUGCAGCCCUUGGCCUCAUUAUUUGGAGGUUAUGCGGAAAUCGAUGGACGGGAGUGGGGCCUCUUUAAUGCCUGGCGGCAUUCGUAGAUUUAGCGAAUUCGUACCAGGUGCGUUAAUUCUGGUACAGCUUUCGUUUCGCACCCAUUUGCAACCGCGGCAGGCCAAAUGCAGCUUGUACGAUGAAUCAUAUCAAACCUUGAAUUCCGAGCGGCAAUUCGAUGAGGCGAUUAGACAACGGGCGCAGGAACUGAUAAUAUUCGCGAGGUUGGUUUCUCAUUGUUGUUUAAUUCACUCCUGGUUCUUCAAUUUUGGGAGAGCCUUAGAAGGGAAAACACUACCGAACGUUUCCAGCGCCAAGUACAACAUUGAAGAGAGAGAACUUUGA